Messenger RNA from Morus notabilis, 1507 nucleotides. RefSeq lists its product as uncharacterized. Gene Ontology annotation, cellular component: membrane. Lineage: Eukaryota; Viridiplantae; Streptophyta; Magnoliopsida; Rosales; Moraceae. The transcript has 8 exons. Gene Ontology annotation, molecular function: ubiquitin-protein transferase activity; zinc ion binding. Gene Ontology annotation, biological process: protein ubiquitination. Bases 359 to 1150 code for a protein of 263 amino acids. The record is from RefSeq and is a predicted model, not a curated record.
UUUUCGUUUUGAUGGUAUUUUAUGAUAUUAGUUUGCUGAAAUGCUAUCGCUUUUAGGAUUUACGCAAACAGGGAAGGAAAAAAAAAUAGUCGCUUCCAUAUUUGGUGUUGUUCAGAAGAAAAAAAGAACAGAAAAAAAAAAGAGAAAGGGAAUUAACAUUUUGAGAUUCUUUUUUCUGUGAUUACAUCAGAAAAUCUUGAGGACCAAAUAGGCUAUACAUAUUGGUUUCCUAUAAUUGAGCAACAACAUUUUUGUGAGCAAAGCAUUACUUUUGUUUUCCUCACUCUUUUUUUUAUUUUUAAACCAUUAGGAUUCUCUUUAAUGGCAAAUUGUUACGUUGCUUUGACAGUGAAAGAGGAUGGGGGAUCACUUUGUGCUAUUGGUGGAUAGGCUUCUCACCGAGUCCACCCUUGAAGCGGCUAUUGAGAGGGAAAAUCAGUUACGGCAAUCCACAGUCUCAGCAAGCCCCGGUCAUAUGAUUUCUUCCCAUGAAAUAGAUGUAAAUAUCGGAUCAUGUUCUAGUAAAUUGGUAGAGUGUAGGAUUUGCCAUGAUGAAGAUGAUGAUGGGAAUAUGGAGACACCGUGUUCUUGCCGUGGCAGCUUGAAGUACGCUCACCGUAAAUGUGUCCAGAGAUGGUGCAAUGAGAAAGGUGACAUCAUAUGUGAAAUUUGCCACCAGCAAUUUAAGCCAGGUUAUUCUGCACCACCUCCUCUGUUUCAUUAUGGGGGUGUUCCAAUGAACUUCAGGGGAAACUGGGAAAUUACCAGAAGAGGGCUACAUAAUCCUCAAUUCGUUGGAAUGGUUACUUCUGACCGUGAUUAUGUGGAUCCCGACUCUGAUGAUGAUUCAACUCUCUCUCAAAGAAGCAUCAUAUGCUGCCGACUAGUUGCUAUUAUCUUUAUGGUUCUUCUGGUAUUACGCCAUACACUACCAAUUAUAAUUAGCAAUGCAGGAGAGUAUUCAAUGACCUUGUUCAUGUUACUUAUGUUGAGAACCAUUGGUGUUCUUCUACCAAUCUACAUCAUGGUAAGAGUGUUCACAGCUAUCCAGCAUCGACGACAUCUAGAGGAUUCUCAUUUUUCACACACUUCAUCAGACGAAGAAAUUGACUUGCCACAUCCUCAACCACGAUUCGUCCUGAUUCAAUAACGGAGAACCGCCUGUCUCAACCUGGUGGAAGCUUAUUUGGUGAUGCUGAUGGAGAUUAAAUAUUUGGCAUUUUGAUGCAAUGUGCAGAGUCUACUUUUAGCAGCUGCAAUUGUAUGUCUUGCCACAGAAUGUCGUGGCCGAGGAUGCUCAUUAUGGUCAGUGGCUGCUUUCCUACCUACGUCGAAAUUAGCAUAAUCCUACACUAAUCCGCACGAUGCCCUUCUAUCAAAAAUGCUUGUUUAGUGGACUGUAAAAAAAAUGUUUUUAAGAAACACACUCAUGUAAAUGCGAGGAAAAACGCAAGUAAAGGUCAGUGAGCUGCAUUCUUUGCAGGCGCCGUAAAAGGGGCAUGAAAAA